Molecule: messenger RNA, 6497 nt
Organism: Lymnaea stagnalis (great pond snail)
Lineage: Eukaryota; Metazoa; Mollusca; Gastropoda; Lymnaeidae
Source: the annotation of a GenBank genome assembly
CACCCUCAAUGUUUGGUUGCUAUUUAUCAUUCACUUAAUGUAAACAGUGCGAGUUGGGCUUUUAUUAUUUUUUUAUUCUCAAGUCUGGUUGAUUUUAAUCAAAUGGUUUAUAUUAUCAGACUUCGUUAGGGGUGGAAAAGGUACGUAUUUUUGACAUGCUUUAUGAACAACCCUUAUUUGCUACAUCAACGGACACGCGUUUUGAAGAACGUUAUUCAAAUUAUUCAAAUCGACAGGACAUUGUUGUAUAAUAAUAUGAUUGAUUAUUGUAAUUUUAGACUUAAACGUAAGCAUUGUAAACUAUCUGGAUGGUACCGUAGCAGUUUACUUUCACUUUAUUAACUCUCUUGACAGCCACAUAUCCUAUUCAUUUCACGCCAGGUACUAUUUAUUCAUAAAAUAAUAAUGCUAUCUCUGUAUAGUAUAGGAAACAAUAAGUAGAAAUAGAAAAUAGACCAAUUAUUUUUUUUUAAGUCUGCUAUUUUUAACUAGAUCAAGAUGAUAACAAGGAAAAGUUGUGGGGAAAAAAGGCUUUGUACAUCAAAAAUAUAUUAAUAUAUUGGCCUUUUCUUGAAGGCUGUCAUUACUGUAAAGAAUUUAUUUUUUUAAAAUAUAUUUUUAUUUGGACGCUGGUAGGUUUUGUUGUAUUACAUAGCUGUUGAAUUUGUUUUAUCCUGAAGAUGGUGACUUUUGCUGUAUCCUGUAACUGUAUGUGAUGAGUUUAGGGCAAUCCUCCGAAAACCUGUCCCAAAUUCAAAACAUUGAUGAAAUGCAUUGAAUGAGCAGUUACUCUGGCAGCUCAAUCUCAAUCAGGUUUUUUCAAGUGCAUGGUCAAAUAUGAUAAGUGUCGCUCACCUACUUCAAGUGCUGUCCAAAAAUGUGUUCUUUUCGGUAAAUUGCCACUGGAGAGCCAUCCAUAAUAUUUUUAUUUUAUAUUUACAGGCAAUUAGUCUGAAAGACCACACAUUUUAUUCAGAAUCUUAGACGUUAAAAAUCUUGCUAAUGAAAAGUAUACUAAUCAAUGCAUUUUAUUAAUGUUUGAUUUUGGGACCAGCAUUCGGAGGAUUCCUGAGUUUUUUUUUGUAUAUAGGAUUUGAUGAAGUUUGUUGAAUUGUGACUAAAAACUGCUCUAAUGGGCAGGCCCAGAGGAAAAAUUUAACAAAAUAAGCAUGAGCUUAUGUAACCAGGCAUAAGACAUAAGACAAUACUUUCUAACCCAUGAGCUCUCACAAUGGCUGAUGAUCGAUUGCUGCUUCUAUAACUAAAAUGGAUAAUCCAUAGUGACCAAAAUUAAUAAUAAAAUGUGAAUCACAAGUUUUAUGUUAAUUAAUGGGAGAAAACUUUUGAAAACUAAUUUUAUAUCCCUCCUAUGGCCUAUAGAUUUAAAAAAACAAGGCAAAAUGUCACAUGUUUUUCCUUUUAUACGACUGAGACCUAAAAAAACCAAGCAAGAUGAAACGCGCUCAAUUAAGAGGCUCAGAAAAAACAAAAAUUAUCAAUCAGCAAUAAGAGAAGGCUUUUGAUAUUGUAUCCAAAACUGCAAAGGUGACUUUUUUCUUCACUUAAGUUCCACUAAAUGAAAAUGUUACCGGUACAUAAUUUUUGUCAUCAGAAAUGGACUCAGUCACUUUAAUCCAAUUAAAAUCCUCAAUGUUGCAAGCUCAUUACUACAUCUUUGGCUUUAGAUUCUCCUCUAGAUACCUUGACUGCAAAUGUUGAUACAAGUGUUUAAUAACUAGGAACAAGUUUUGAAGUGUGUCAUAGCUGUUAACAUUCAAAGCUGAAUGUGCCUUGGCUUUUGGAAGAAGGGAAGACAGAUUGGAAAAUUGCAGAAUGGGGACUUUUUAAGGCUGAGUUCAUUCCUUAGUUUAAACUAUUUUUAGCAGGUCACAUGUCCAAGUAUGGAAUAUCUAGCAAAGUAAAUCCCUCUUACCUGUCAAAAAUGGGGGUUUGUGCUCACAUUGUUGUUAAAGUCAAAUGUGGUGUACUUAGAUACUUAAAAAAUGGACAAAAUAUUGAAAGUUUUUUUUACUAUUUUGAGAAAUGAAAAGAAUUGGGAAGUUUUCUGGGAAGGAAAUGGUGAAUCUGGUUUUAAAUUACUUACGAGAAGAUUCUAAGCUUAAUUUGUAGAGGUCAGUCCUAUGACAAUGAUGCUAAAAUGUCUAGACAUUACUAGAAGAUGCAGGGAAAAAAUGAAACAAACCAAUUUGCUAUGUAUUUGUCUUUUGUAAACCAUACACUAAAUUUGAUAGGAUGGACUAUUGUUGACUGCAGCCGGUAGCAAAUUCUUCAAGUUUUAUUGGAAACAAACAUGUUUUAAAGUCCCUCUCUGACACUAGAUGGACGGCACAUAUUAUGACUACAGCAACAAUAUUGAAAUGAUGUACUAAAAAUUAACAAUAAGGAGAUACUAGAAGAGACGCAAAUAUUAUAGCCAACAAGAUGCAAGGAAUAGAAUUUAACAUUAUGUUGAAUAUUUGGAAUAAGAUUUUACAAAUUGUUCAUUUAAUAAGCAAAUUUCUACAGAAUUAGGAUAAAAGCCUAAAACUUGUGCAGAUCUCUAGGAAUUAUUAGGUGAUCAACUUUAUACGUCAUAAGAUAACUUUUAAAAAAAUGAAGCAACUAUUAAAGAAAUGCUACCAGAUGUGGAUUACAAGCUAUCUCACAAAUAUUUACAAAAAUUACCCAAUGAUGAUGAUAGCCCAGAAGUAUACCUAAAUGCAAUAGACAAAUUUUGCAUAAAUAACUUUUAUAAAAACCUGUUACACUACAAACUGAGAUGAGAAAAAGAGGAAAGGUAUAUAACGUAAUAACAGAGAGAUUACCCCUACUAGAUGAUGUGCCACAUACUAUCAGUUUAUUAUCACUUCAAAGUGACAUGUAUUUUCAGGGUUAUGGAAAAACGUAUUAAUGCUUACCCAGAGGACUUAAACUUAAACAACAGUUCAUUUUCUCAUUUAAAGUAUUUUUAAAAACUGAACAGAUAAACUAUGCAACAAAUUUGGAUGCUUUAUCUUUACUGGUUAUAGUUAUCGAAGUUUUACCCAGAGGACUUAAAAAUAACUUAAAACAGCAGUUAAUUUUCUCAGUUAAAUUAUUUUUCUUUAAACUCAACAGAAUAACUAUGCAACAAGGCAGGUUGGAUAAUUUAACUUUGCUAGUCAUAGAAGCAGAUGUGUUAGGAAAAUAAGCUUUUUAGAUGUGAGAAAGGACUUUGCAAUUAGAAAAUGUAUGAGAAAAUCUGUUUUCAAUAAAUAAUGUUAACACAUUUUAACAUUUUGCACUAUCUUAAGUGCAUGUUCUGUUUAUCUCAAUAAACUUUAUUUUACGGUUAAUGUUCCUUGAUAUUUUAAUUUACAUUUAAUAAGUGGACACCAAAAUUGUCAAGUGCUCUGCUAAUGGGUUAUAAACAAAUAUAACAAAUGCUAAACAUUGAGCUUUUUGUGCGAUGUCAGUGGAUCAUUCAGCUUAAUGGCUAACACAUUGACAUAUAUUUAACUGACCAUCAUGAGAAGUAGCCUGAUCCUAUUUUCUUAAAGAUACUUAUGUUUAAAUUUAAGAAAACUUGAAACUUUUUUUCUCUUAAUUUAAUCCUUAAUUUUUAGCCUUUUGACUGUAAUGCUUUCACUUUCAGUAGAACAAGUUGACAUAUGCAAAAGAUAGAUAUUUAAAGAUUUAAAUGUCCACCAGCAAUUUGGUAAAGGUCUGAAACAAAAUAACAUAUCAUAGAGCUGUUUAAGUGACGUGCUAGAUUCAUGGCACCAUUAUGGUUCCAUAAAGUGAAGAUGCAUGCAGAAGUGACCAAAAUUGACCAUAGGCUGUUAUAAUUUAAGAAAUUUUUCUCAAACAAAAAUACUUCAUGUAUUAAUUUGUUCUCUUCAAGUCACUUUAUCUUAGGACACUAAUGUCUCUCCGUAGGUAUUGUGUAUAUCAGUAUAAAACAAAAUGUUGUUGUUUUUUUACAUGCUCUUUAACUUUAUUUAUGUCAGAUUAACUUCAUGUUGACUUGUAUUUUAUGAAUACCAUCAUUGAUAUCUCUUUUUCUUCUUCUUUAUACCAUCUUUGGUAACUAUUCAUAUGGUAUAUUUUUUAUCCUAAAUAUUUCUUCAGUCACUUGUAAGUGUAUAUUUUUUAUAAUUGAUAUCUUUGGAAUACUUAUAUCUUCAAAUUAUUGCAUGUUAAAUGCUUACAUCAACCGUCUCUGAAAUCUCCACAGUCAUUUGAUCAACACCUUUGCCAGCAAACAAAAUAAAGCAUUUCCACGCAGCCUAUCAUGAGUUCUGACCCAAAAGACAGUUGCUCAUAUUACUUGAACCUUGGGGGCUUCCUAACUGAGUCCCUUAUCAGCCCCAUGUGGUAUCUGGACAUGUUCGGUUUCACAUCACACGUCAGAUUCAGGGACAGUGAUGGUUCAUGCCUCAAGAUGUUCUUGAACUUAUCAUUCAUGAACUGGUCAAAGCUUGACUCAUCUGGGAGCUUCACCUUGCGUCUUGCAAUUACUAUCCUAGAUAUCCAGGGCAAGGCACAGGACCGUUUAGUGGGAGAGAAGAUCUACAAAUAUGAUGGGAAUAAAAAGGUUAUUGACGAAUGGUCGAAAGAUCUUUUUACUGUGAGAUUAAAGCCAAAAGAAAUGAAAGACCAUGGGUUUUCGGCCGCAGACUUUCACACUUUGGUAAUCAAAUUCGAUGCAGCAAUAAUAUAUUAAUUUUUUUUUCCCUUAUUGUUUUAGUGACAUAAUUAGUCACCAAAGAAUGGUAACUGAUCUUUAAGCAUGUGUUUUCAAGAACAUUCCAUUAUAAAUUAUAAUAAUUAAAAAAUUAUUGAGUGAAUUUUGUCUAUCAUUUCUUAAAUACUUUUAAUGAGCCUACCUAAAUGAUCACCAUUAAAGUCAUUAUUGUCAUUAAGUGCUGAUUUCUAUGCUGGAGUAAUACUUUAGAUGUCAUGUGUUUAAAUUGUUCUAAUUGUAAAAUGUUGUUUUUGUUAAGAAUAUCUAUUUAUUUAUGUGCUGAAAAUGAAUCUGUGCAGUGUAAUCAAAAAACAUUUUCCAUUUAUUUGGAUCAAUAAAUAAUCUUAACAAUUAAGUUGAGUGUUGUUUGUUUUCAUGUUUUUGACAGUACGACUCCUUUUAGCCAUGGAGUGUAAUUAUGGUUGGCCUACAGUUCAAUCUGUAAAAUUUAUUUGAUCCUACAUUAACCGAGGAAAGAUUAUAUUUCUAGAUCAACUGGCUCUGUUAACUUAAGCACAUAGUUCAUGCUUCCUCAUCUCUGUGGGAGUCAGUUAGCAAAUGGUCCUGUAACAUUCUGACUAAUAAUAAUUUUUUUCUGAGUUUUAAAUACCAAUUUUCCCCUGAACUUUAUUAGCUUUUUUUUAAUGUCAGUGCAGUGGGUAAAAAACUGUUUAAAAGAUUUGAUGGCUAUUAUCUGUGUUUUAAUUUUAAAGUUUUUCAUGAAAUAUAUGGGAAUAUUGAAUGUGUGGCAUUAAAAACCAUAGAAUUUAUACUUACAAAUGAAACAAAAUAUAUUCUGUUUCUUUUUGCAUAAUGUAAUAAAAUCAAUGUUCAGAUAUUCAAGAAAUAUAGUUUUUAUUAAAAUUCUGAUAUGAAAUUUGUUUUUUGUGACAUAAAAAUCAAAAUGUAAGUAGCCGAAGUCUCUCUGUUUUUAAUGUGCUUAGCUUUUUUUUUUUUUAAUGAAUCUAAAAGGGAAUGUGCAACUGAAUUUUUAUAUUCAAAUCAAUUGAACAUUUUAUAGUUUUUACAAUUUGUAAUAUGAUAAACAAAAAAAAAGAGUAAUAAUUCACAGAUAAAUAUUUAAAACAAUUUUACAAGCUUUAUGAAAUAAAAUGUUUUCUCAUCAGGCAAAACAAAUGCUUUAUAUAAAUCAUAAUCAGUUCUAUAUAUACAAUUUAAUGACUAUUCGGUCGAUGUAUUACAGUUUUCAAUUGGGACGGAUUCUCAACAAACAUAAAUAGUUGAAACUCACACACAAACAAAGUUUUCAUUUUUUUUAAACCAUUAAGUAUAAAUGAAUGCUGCAUACAUGUAGGAUCACAUCUAAGAACAAAUAAUGAAAUAUUAAUGGUUAUUAUUUCCCAAGAGUCUAUCAAAGGUCAAUGGCCUGUAAGGGCAUUUUUUCAACAGAGGUGAUGGAAACCACUUUUUUUUUUUUAAAUAACCAUAUAUAGUGGAGCUUUGUUACUUUGUAAGUAAAGUUAUGUGACUGCCCCAUCAAUGUUGAGCCAAAAAAUGACUACGUUUUCUAGACACAAGACACUAAUGGAAGCCUGUAAAAUUGUAAACUUUAAGUGUGUCUGUAUGUUUAUAUAUUUGUAUUUUUCGAGGAUUGUACUUUUUCACUUGCUAUGCUGCAAGUAAAUAUAGUUUUUAUUACUGUAUAUUUAAUUUUGAAUUUUUUUAUGUUAAUUCCGAUAGUUAAAUUAAAUUAAAUAUUGUCAAUACCACUAGCUUUGGCCUAAUUGUUUUUUUUGUUUUUUUUCUGUGC